AUGUCGUCGUUGUGUUCGUUAGGGCUUGCGCCGCAGUGGAGGCAUGAGAGCGUGAGCUUCUUUCUCUUAUUCAAAUUCAAGAGAAGGACUUUAACCUUCGUCCCAAGAGUUACUUCUUCCUCUUUAAACGACGACGACGACUCUGUUUCGGCGCCAAAACCAAAGCAGUUGGGUUAUGAUCUUUCAGAGGACCUGUUCGGGCUUGAGGGUAAUCCAAAGCCAAGGAAUGCUACUUUGGGUGCACGCAAACCAAGGUCCUGGUUUGGUCCAAAUGGUCAGUACAUCAGGGAGCUACCAUGCCCGAGUUGCCGAGGGAGGGGUUAUACUCCUUGUACUGAGUGUGGUAUAGAAAGGUCCAGAUCAGACUGUUCACAGUGCCUUGGCAAGGGCAUAAUGACUUGUCGACAGUGCUUGGGAGAUUGUGUCAUAUGGGAAGAGUCAAUUGAUGAACGGCCAUGGGAGAAAGCUCGUUUAAUUUCUCCACUCAAAGUGAAAGAAGAUGAUGAAGUUGAUAAUUUGGAAAUAAAACCGAAUGUCAAGAGAAAGUCAAAGCGAGUAUACCAGUCACCACCUCCUGAAGUUAAUCUGAAGAUUAGCCGGUCUCUGAAAAGUCUGAAUGCCAAAACUGGUCUAUUUAGUAAGAGAAUGAAGAUCAUCCACCGUGAUCCUAGGCUUCAUGCUCAAAGAGUGGCUGCAAUUAAGAAAGCCAAGGGAACUGCCGCAGCUAGAAAGCAUACGUCUGAAACUUUAAAAGCUUUCUUCAGUGACCCAGAAAACCGUCGCAAAAGGAGCAUUUCCAUGCAGGGCAUAAAGUUUUACUGCAGAAACUGUGGACGGGAGGGGCAUAGGAGACACUACUGUCCAGAACUGAAGGCUAGCUUGAUUAAUAGGCAGUUCAUCUGUGGCGUCUGUGGAGAAAAGGGUCAUAACAGAAGAACCUGUCCGACAUUGAACCGUCCCAAAACCCUUGUUCGAAGACCUCACCACUGCAGAAUAUGUGAUCAAAGAGGCCACAAUCGAACGACAUGCCCCAAAGUGAUUGGACGAAAGUCCAGUAUUGAUGUAAAGAAAGGGUUUCACAGUUCUGGAAACCGAAGAACAUACAAGUGUACGUUGUGCAAAGAAAAUGGGCAUAAUAGUAGGACAUGUCCUACUCAUAACAAAAAUGUACAUUCCUCAAACAUUGGUCUUCAAUCUGAGGAAUGAAAGCAAUGAACAUUCUUCUUUCCUUGCUGACUACUAUAUCCCUGUAGAAACU
Fragaria vesca subsp. vesca is the source of this 1258-nucleotide messenger RNA. RefSeq lists its product as uncharacterized. Bases 1 to 1206 code for a protein of 401 amino acids. The record is from RefSeq and is a predicted model, not a curated record. Gene Ontology annotation, biological process: positive regulation of cytoplasmic translation. The transcript is spliced from 8 exons. Gene Ontology annotation, molecular function: translation regulator activity; single-stranded RNA binding; zinc ion binding. Lineage: Eukaryota; Viridiplantae; Streptophyta; Magnoliopsida; Rosales; Rosaceae. Gene Ontology annotation, cellular component: cytoplasm.